This is a messenger RNA of Mesocestoides corti, 2067 nucleotides long. NCBI's taxonomy places the organism in Eukaryota, Metazoa, Platyhelminthes, Cestoda, Cyclophyllidea, Mesocestoididae. The record is from the annotation of a GenBank genome assembly.
AUGCUUCACGUGUUAACAAAAAAGUCAAAGGGAAAAUCAAGCCAGCGGUCGCAUCGAAGCGAAGCACUUGAGCAUCCCAUCACGAAAUGGGAGCCACUAGAUGUUGAAGUCAAAUCGGCCACCCCCGACGUUCGCCAGCAGCGGAAAUUCCACCAGAGGAAAAGCUCCUCUCGUCCCCUUACAGAUGACAUUCGAAUGGGUGGCUCCAUGCGGACAAGGAGUACGUCUUCGCGUCGGUCGUGUUCAGCCAUGGUGACGUUUGAGUCAAUUCAACCGACCCAGGUGUGGCAGGCCUCUGCCAGUCCGUCCCCUCCAGCUAAUCCUGUCACCACAACAGCAAGGCACAUGAAACCGAAUCGAGCUACCGGCAGCCUGACUCUGUCGAUGAUUACCCGAGCCGCUGCUGAAAACCAGUGGCUUUCUUUGUCAACUGGGGAUGAGGAUGAUCUGAGUGAUAGCAGCGAGGAGGACGCUGAGGAGGCGAGCAAGCGAACGUCAACAUCAACAGCCAAUCCUCCACGAAGCAGUCUCUCCAGCUCUGACACGUCUUCAAGCUUUGAGAUGUCUCGCUCGCCGACUAAGUCCUCUUGUCACCGACGAAGGCAGAAGUCAUCAAGACGGCAUCGGCGAGAUAGUGCAGCGUUUUCUUCAGAGUCGACUUCAAGCGAGUCGAGUUCGAGUAGCUCCUCAAGUGAGGGCGAGAACGAAUUUGACCUCUGUUGGAAAAUGAAGGCUGGUGGGAGUUUGCGGAGUGCGACGCCUAUCCAGUCUACUCCCCAGCUGAAAAGAACCCCUCACCAACACCACCAGUCAAUGGUUGUCCCACCGACAGGUACCCCGCAAGUAAUGACAAAGUUCCCUUCAAAUCACCAAUUCGCGCGACCACAGACACUCAGCAUGAGUGGCACUGCAUUCCCUAGAAUCAUACCUGGAAGAAGUUCUUCAAAAGACCCUCCCUUUGUACAGUCCCUAGCCAGAGCAGUUGAAGACUUCUUUCCGACCUUGGAGUGGAUUGAAAAAUACAAAGUUAUUAGUGUCCACCGCGGCGACCUAUUACGCAUUAUUCCUUACCCGGGCACGAGUCCCGAGAAAACCUCACCAACAACAGGUUGGUUUCUCGUUCAGAAGUGGUGCACAGACCACAGACUCGGAACCGGUCCAAUUGGAUUUGUUCCGCGGAUCAUCUGUUCACUUUCCUGCCCAGAGAGUACUCCGCGCCUACCCCACGUAAGUCCCCGGCACACACAUUCGCAGGACUUCUCCACUAAAACGUCGGAAGUUCCAGUUUUUAUGACAAGCUCAGACGAACUGCGACCGGGCUCAGGUGCACAAAUCAGCAUUACUUCUGCUGUCUGUGACACGGCUUCGGAACCGAUACACACCCAUAGUGCUUUUCCGUCCCCCCAGUUCGAUCUUCACGCACCCCCUGCAACAGCAGUCAAAACCUCCUUCACCUCGAUUCCUGCGGUGUAUGAGAUUGAGGACCGUGAUUCUGGCAGGGGUCCUAGCUCGGGCUCGGAGUGGAGCAGUGGAAAGGGUGGGAGUUUGAGCGGAGCAACAGAUAUUAAUUUAGACGACAAGGAGCAUCCCCAGCCUCCACUGCCAGUCCCUACAACCCGAGCAUCUCCCCAUAAAUGGUCGACAAGCAAUCAACAAAGACGAUCGUCAUUGGAUCAUCCGUCAGCAACGAACUUCGCCUGUCCUGUACCACCACCACCUAUGGCUUUGUUGUCGCACAUAUGUGCUGACGCAUUAGUCGGUAAAAAGACUGCCUCGCCAAAAUCAGACCCUGAAGGUAAUGGAGGUUCGACUCACUCUGCCAUUGCCACAAAAAGUCGACUAUAUGUUCGGGGGUUGUCGGUUUCUAUAGGGGAAAAGCAGGAGCAGCAGCAGACGGGAUCUCGAGGAAGUCCAGCCACGUCCGAAGAGGGUGUGGAAGACGAGGGAGAAAACGGUUCGCCUCCCACGGUUGUGGUCCCAUCGAACUCUGAUCCAACUAGGUGGGAGCCCUACAAAACGAUGAUCCAAGUAGGACAAAACAAGCUGGAGAAAUUCACUCUUGUAUAA